Molecule: messenger RNA, 2969 nt
Organism: Alligator mississippiensis (American alligator)
Lineage: Eukaryota; Metazoa; Chordata; Crocodylia; Alligatoridae
Gene: MEX3D
Product: mex-3 RNA binding family member D
Exons: 2
Coding region: 109-1848 (579 amino acids)
Molecular function (GO): RNA binding
Source: RefSeq, a predicted model, not a curated record
CGGGGGCCGGGCCGGGCCGGGGCGCUGGCAGCAGCCGCAGCCGCCGCAGCCCGCUGUGCCCCGGCGCGCGGGGCCGCCCCGCCCCGCCCCGCCCCGCCCCGCCCCGCCAUGCCCGGCUCGCUCUACCAGCCCGACGGCGGCGAGGCGCCGCGCUGCCCGCCCGGCCUGGCGCUGCUGAGCCCCGCGCCGCCGCCGCCGCCGCCCGCCGAGCCCCAGCCGCAGCCGCAGCCCGAGCCGGGCAGCCGGGGGUGCCCCGCGCGGGACGAGGCGCUGCGCUUCGCGCUGGACCAGCUCUCGCUGCUGGGGCUGGACGAGGAGGCGGCGGCAGUGGCGGCGGGGGAGGCCGGGGCCGCCGGGCCGGAGGAGGCGGCGCUGGGCGGGCGGCCCCGGCUGGAGCCAGGUGCGAGCCCCCCCCCGGCCGCCGCCCCCGCCCCGGACGCCUUCGGCACCUUCCCGCUGCCGCACCCGCUGCUGGCCGAGCCGAUGAGUCUCCUGGGCAGCCGGAAGAAGAGCGUGAACAUGACGGAGUGCGUCCCCGUGCCCAGCUCCGAGCACGUCGCCGAGAUCGUGGGGCGGCAAGGUUGCAAGAUCAAAGCUCUGCGUGCCAAAACCAACACCUACAUCAAAACGCCAGUCAGAGGAGAGGAGCCCGUCUUCAUUGUCACCGGGAGGAAGGAGGACGUGGAGAUGGCCAAGAGGGAGAUCCUCUCAGCAGCUGAACAUUUCUCCAUGAUCCGGGCGACACGCAACAAGGUCAACGGCUUGACAGGAGCCAUGCAGGGCCCUCCCAACCUGCCGGGACAGACCACCAUUCAGGUGCGGGUCCCCUACCGUGUGGUAGGCCUGGUGGUGGGACCCAAAGGGGCCACCAUCAAGAGGAUCCAGCAGCAGACGCACACGUACAUCGUCACGCCCAGCCGAGACAAAGAGCCUGUCUUCGAGGUAACGGGGAUGCCUGAAAACGUGGACCGGGCCCGGGAGGAGAUCGAAGCUCACAUCACCAUGAGGACAGGAUCCUUCAUCGAUGUGAAUGCCGACAACGACUUCCACUCCAACGGCACCGACGUUUGCCUCGACCUGCUGGGCAACACGGCCAGUCUGUGGGCCAAGGCACCCAACCCGGCCCGCAGGCCGUCAGCUGGCCUGCGCAACGACAGCCUCAGCUCCUUGGGCAGCACCUCCACUGAGUCAUACUACAGCGGGCGGGUGGCAGACACCAGCCCCACCAGCCCCUACAGCACCAGCAGCGGCUUCACCUUCGGCGACCCCCAGGCACCGCUCGGCUCAGAGGAGUGUGACUUUGGCUUCGACUUCCUGGCCCUCGACCUCACCACGCCGACCACCAUCUGGUCUCCCUUUGAGCGCUCCAACCCCCUGCAGGCCUUCAGCAGCUGCUCCUCCGUCAACGGCUCCCAGCGACGCAACAGCAGCAUCAGUGGGACGGCCACCCCCCGGCACUCUCCGACCCUCCCCGAGAGCAGCGUCGCCCUGGACCACCCCUUAGCACGCCGCAUCCAGAGCGACCCGGUCAGCACCUUGUCUUGGCUGCCCACCCAAGGCUCGCUCUCGUCCUUCUCCAACAGUACGGGCUACUCCUCCUCCUCGUCCCUGCCGGGCAGCAUCUCGGCCACCUCGGGCUCCCCCACGGAUUCCAGCAGUUCCGACGGGCCCCGCAAGAGCUCCCGGGAGUGCAUGGUGUGCUUCGAGAGCGAGGUCAUUGCCGCCUUGGUGCCCUGCGGCCACAACCUCUUCUGUAUGGAGUGUGCCAUCCGCAUCUGCGGCAAGGCCGAGCCGGAGUGUCCUGCCUGCCACACCCCGGCCACCCAAGCCAUCCACAUCUUCUCGUAGCUGUCCGUCCAGAGCCGGAGCGGAGGGCGCCCCCCCCCACCCCCUACAACACAGCUUUUUAAGAACUUUUAACUGUUUAAAUCAACCUUUUUAUUUAACGGAUCAGACUGGGGACACGGGGGGAGGGGGAAAGAGAUGCUAUUUCUCGCUGGGUAGGAAGCUGGAGGGAGAGAUUGUGGGGGGGGUUGGACAAAAUGGGCGUUUUGGGGGGGGUGGGGAGAGAAGGGACAGAGGAGAGCGCCAGGAAAGAGGGGUGCAAAAUUGCCGAGGGGAGAAAAAUCAAAUGUUUACAGAAUAGCUUUAACUCUGGGUCCAGCCACAGGGCUGGGACGGAGAAUGACCAGCUGUUCUUCAACAGUUCUUUCCAAAUAACAGUAUUCAGUUUGCAAAGUGAAAUAAACAAGACAGAAAAGGUCCGGUUGCACUUUUUAUUUUAGGACACACAAGGGUUGUCUUUAUUUUUUUAAAAGCAUUCUAUUAUUAUUAUAAUUUUUGGUUUUUGUAUGUACAGUAGUUAUUUUUUGGACAGUUAUAUGUUAUUUUUAUAUAUAUAUAAUAAAUAUAUUUAAUAAAUAUAUAUAUUUAUUAUAUAUAUAUAUAUAUAUAUAGAACAUUCUUUUUUGUAACAGUUCUAGCUUCUAUUUUGCCAAUGUGAAAAACUGCCCAAAAUGCAUUGAGAAGGCCAGUGUUGUGGCCUGGGGAGGAAGGGGGAAGAGGGGGUUGGAGAAGGCAGCCGAGGGAUGGGGACCCAGGUUACCCACAUCUUGUCACACAACACAGUGAUUUCUAUCUCCUUUUUAUUUUGUGGUUGGUUUUUUUUGUUCGUUUGUUUGGGUUGUUUUUGGUUGUUUUUGUUUUUUUUUUUUAGUUUUAUUUUUUUAUUUUUUACCUCUUCUGUAUAUGUAGGGAAUUUAUAGGGAAAUAUGGACUUUAUUGAAUAAAUUUUAAAAACUAAAAUAUAUUUUAUUUUAAAAGAAAAUAACGGACCUUUGACCUUACAUGGCUAAAGUACUGAUUAUAUAUUUGCUGAGCUGACUUGACGGUUAUGAAAUUGUAUCAAGAGUUUUAUUUUUUGACUUCAAAGCCUUCUUAAUAAAGACUUUUUACUAUAUAUGAAUAUA